AGAGGUGCGGUGAACGAAAUCACAUCGUCGGGGAAGAAUAACGUGAAACAAACCAGCAGCUUGGAUAUUCAUUUCAGCUGUGCGACAGGUCUAAUAUGCGCUUUCACUUCGGACCAACUUUGGCCAAGUCGGUCGGAACUUGGUGACCUACUGUGUGCCCCCCGAAGCGGCGUGACAAGUUGGGAGAAGGAAGAAGAAGGAGAAAAAAAAAGGACUCAUCACUAUUUUUAAAUGGGUACAGUGAGAUUUGGGGGGCGUGGACGGUAGAGGAGCAGCAGUGAGCAUGUUGGCUCUUGGCUGCAGCUCCAGUGUAGUGAUGUGCCGGCUGGAAGAACUGGACUACGCGUAGACUGGUGGACGGUUGUUUGACGCGGAAGCCGUCAAUCGUCGGCAGUCGACUUUCUGUCAUUUUUAAAGCCCGUUUGGCAACAUUUGGAUUUAUUCAUUCAUCGCGCUGACGUUCAGCGAUACCGAGGAGUACAAGGAAGGAGGAUCAGCCGUGGAAACGUUUUUUUAAGAGGCAGCAGCUGCCGUGCGUAACGGACGAAAUCUGGUCGAGCAGCUAUUUGAAUGACAAUAGUUUGAGGCGACGGCUUUCUUAUUUGUUUAAGGAAGCCUUAUUACUGGGACUGACGGCGCAUGGUAGCCUAAGUAACUGAAAUGCUAAACUGACAAUUGGGAUUGGAAAGCUGUUUUCAAGUGAAACUGAAGUGAUCUUAAUGUGUAAAUAUUGACAGGUGUUACAGUCAUGCUGACUGUCCGGCUGAGCCUUUAAUUCACUUACGGCUCUGUUUGUUAUGUCUUAAAACACCGCGGACACACAAGGUAUCGGGGUAACUAAACAUAUUUGGUAUGGAUGAUCCACAAAUUGUUUAAUGCAGUCAUCUUUACUCCCUUAAUACUCAGAGAAAGCACACGUUGUUAGUUGCGAUCUUAUAAUGCGUUUGAAACGCCGUGUGGGAAAGUAACCAUCACUUUAGUGUCUUCUUCCCUCCGAGUUGUAGCCGAUCUGGCAGCAGCCAAAAUGACAAGCAACGGACCUGUCAUCGUUUACGAGUGGCUGAAGACCCUCCAGCUUGCCCAGUACGUCGAGGCUUUUGUGGAUAAUGGUUAUGACGAUCUGGAGGUUUGCAAACAAAUAGGAGACCCCGACCUGGAUGCCAUCGGCGUCUACAUCCCUCACCACAGGCAGAGGAUUCACGAGGCGGUGAGAAGGCUAAAGGAUGAAGCCAACGAGACGGCCAGUGGACUCUACUUCACCCUGGAGCCGAUGCCACCCGCAGCUGAGGUUUAUACCAGUCACAUGGUGGACCAGUACGAGUCCAAACUGCGGGGAUCCAAGUCCUGGACCGAGCCCAACAGUGAACGGGUUGGGCGCAACGGUGGGUACAUGGCCGGGCAGAGGAACCUGACGCUGGGCAACAGGAGGGAGCUGGUGAUUUACCCCAAGCUGAAGCUGAAGAUCAUGAUCAGGGAUAAGCUCAUCAGAGAUGGCAUCAACCUCGCCAAGCCGCCCUAUUCUAAUAAGGAUGGUUCUCUGGGCAACAUAGAUGACCUUGCCCAGGAGUACUCUGAGUACUACAACACCUGCUUUAGUGACGUCAGUGACCGCAUGGAGGAGCUACGCAAAAGACGAGUCUCCCAAGAGCUUGACAUGGAGAAACAGGAUCCAAGCAGCACAUCCCUGCAGCUCCGUACAGAGAUCCAGGAAUCAUUAGGCUUCAGCAGUGAGGUGUCCACUCCAGAAACGGACAGAAAAAUGCCCCUGCACAAAUCCAGCUCUGAAGAUGGAUCUGGAGGUAAAUGGGACAAUAAAAAGAAGAACAAAUCUUUUUGGCAGAACUUCCGCAAGUCUCAGCACAAACCAGUCAUGCGACAGACAUCCAAAGGAGAAGACAUAGGCUUUGUGGCCAGUGAGAUCACCAUGAGCGAUGAAGAGCGAAUCCAGCUAAUGAUGAUGGUGAAAGAGAAGAUGAUCACGGUUGAAGAAGCUCUAGCUCGGCUAAAGGAGUAUGAGCGCAGCAGACAGUCCAGCAGUACUGACACUGCAGAGUGGACUGAGGGGUCUGCAUCCAAUCUAAACCAGUCCUCAAACUGCAACUCUCGUGAACAGUCAGACGAUGAGCAAUCGGAGGACUCUGUGAAGUUCAAACGGCUUCACAAGCUGGUUAACUCUACACGCCGGGUCAGGAAAAAACUCAUCAAGGUGGAGGAGGGCAAGAAACAUGGUUCUGAAGAUUUUCUGAAUCUGGGGGCACCUUCCACCUGUGAGAACAACACUGCUCUCUAUACAGGGGUCCUAAAGAGGCCCCCUUUGCCCCAGGAGGUCUCUCUGCCCUCCCUCACCCAGGAUCAACUCUCUCUGGAUGGAGACACAGACAGUCUGACCAACUCCCCUUCCUCCAGCAGCCUGGACACCUGGUCCGGACACAAGCUGGUCAAGACCUUCAGUAAAUCUUCUAGUACCCACGGCCUCAUCAGGCCCCCCAAGAGAACCCCGGUUGGCUCCGGGGUCGUGGGAGACUCCAUCUCCGGCGUUGGAGGCAGUGGCUCUUCCUUCUCAGAGCUGGAUGGCUGUGGAUUGGACGACGAAGGAAAGCUGUCGCGCUCCACAACCGACAGCGAGAUGCGGAAGGCUCUGAGCUCCAUCUCCCAUGGGGUAAGUAACAACGAGGCUCUCUACGCCUACUAUGGCCUCACUAAACCCCGCCCCAAACCCCAUAACCAAUCCCGCCUCCUGAUCUCGCUGGAUGACGGUCCACAAGGCAGCCCCAAACAACAACAGCCUGCAAACCGGCAUCAUGGCAGCUGGACUCACCGGAAACCUGAUCCCAACUACGCUUACUCCACCAAGCACUUACUGUACCAACGCUCGCGCAAGACCCCUAUCUCCCCUCUGUCUGUCACCCCUUCCUCCCCUGCACGAUGUGAUGUAGCCAAAUCAAAAGGUUUUGGAAGUGGGGGAGGGGGCUGGGUGUUCCCCUCCCGCAGGCUGCGUGGUCGAACGGCAGUCAGUGAGCUGAACAUCACCUAUGUGGUAGAGCGGAGCCUGUACGGUCACCUCAACUGGGCCCAGCUGGUCCGCCCAGUUACCCUCAGCCGCGCUGAGCGCCGCUGUCUGUUGGAGGAGGACCGCGAGGCGGACAGGAAGUGGGCGGCCAGUGUGGACCGCUGCACCAAGCGGGUGCUCUUGCGCAUCCAGCAGAAGUCUAGAACGUGCAGCUUCGGGGGCUUUGACCUGUCUAACCGUUCGCUCCAUGUGGUCAACGCCGGCUCAGACGUCAAUAAUAAAGAACAAGAGGCCAUAUACAGAGAGGUGGUCAAAUCCCCCACCACGUCUCGGAUCUCACUGGGCAAGAAGGUCAAGUCGGUCAAGGAGACGAUGAGGAAGCGCAUGUCGAAGAAGUACAGCAGCUCCUUUUCUGAGCAGUCCAGUCCGGAUGGAGCGCCUGGCUCCCCUAAGUCCCCUCAGCCUGACACCGACUCUCUGGAGAAGCCGAAGCUUAAGUCCGGAGGCUCGGUGGAAAGUCUGCGCAGUUCACUCAGCGGACAGAGUUCAAUGAGUGGUCAGACAGUGAGCACCACUGACUCGUCAGCCAGCAACAGAGAAAGUGUGAAGUCAGAGGAUGGUGAUGAUGAAGAGCCGCCUUAUAGAGGACCGUUCUGUGGCCGCGCCCGAGUCCACACGGACUUCACCCCCAGCCCCUACGACUCCGACUCCCUCAAACUGAAGCACGGUGAUGUGAUUGACAUCAUCAGUAAGCCACCCAUGGGAACGUGGAUGGGCCUGCUGAACAACAAAGUGGGCACCUUCAAGUUCAUCUAUGUGGACGUGCUGAGUGAAGAAGAGGAGAAGCCCAAGAGGCCCGUGAGGAGAAGGAGGAAGGGGCGACAACCCAAACCCACAUCAGUGGAGGACCUGCUGGAGCGCGUCAACCUCAAGGAGCACAUGCCCACUUUCCUGUUCAACGGCUACGAGGACCUGGACACGUUCAAGUUGCUGGAAGAGGAGGACCUGGAUGAGCUGAACAUCAAAGACCCUCAGCACAGAGCCGUGCUGCUCACUGCUGUAGAGCUGCUACAGGAGUACGACAGCAGCAGUGAUCCAGAGCGCAGCGGCCUGUCGGGCUCCCAGGAGAAGCUGCUGUCCGAGGGGAUGGGCCUGGUGGGAGACUCCCCGCGAGACUCCGGGUGCUACGAGAGCAAUGAGAACCUGGAGAAUGGUAAGAGCAGAAAGGCUUCCCGUUCCAGUCGUUCUUCAGCAGGUCUCCAUUCUCCUGACUACCCCACACUGCCCAUGACCCUUUCAACAGAGGCUCUGCAGCAGAACAGCAAGAACCAGCGCACAAAGUUCUCAAAAAGCUUCUUCAUCAAACCCUCACUGAAGGGCUUCAACUUGCUGGGGCUGCGCAAAGGCCAAAGACGGUCCCCCAUGCCAUCCAGCCGCAGCUGUGAGGACCUGGAUGGACCCCAACAGCCUACUGGACCCUGGAAACGCUCCCACUCUCUGGGAGAUCUGCACUGGGAGCAGAACUUUGAGCACAAGGAUCUGGGUGUGGAGCUUAAACUCACCAAGGAAGGACCCAAAUCAGGCAACAGUAGCCCCAACAAGGUCUGUAAAGAUGAGGGUUCCCCAGCUCAGAAUAGGACUCCAACAGUGAGCCCAAAAGGAAGGGCAGGCAGACCACCCGUGCCCACCCAGCUGCCUCUCCGCCCACCUUGUCCCAAAACCCAGUCCCCCAAUCCUCCAGAGCUCCUCUCCAGUCCUACCCCCAGUCCCCCUGAGUCUAAUGCAAGCGGGGAGAGGGUCAUCCGGACUCACGCCAAGAAGCCUCCAGUCCCUCCUCCCGUUCCUGCCAAGAAGUCUAGGGAAAGACUAGCCAACGGCCUGCGUCACGCCCCUCUCUCCCUGCCUUCCUCGCCAUCACCCACUCCCUCCCCUACCCACUCCCUCAAUCGCUCUCACCCCAGUAGCCCUCUUAUCCGCAGCAGCAGCAGGAGCCCCAGCUUCGGUGCGCCAGCUCUACCCGCCAAGAGCCCGAGCAACCCCGCCAGCCCCCGUGCCACCUCAUCUGCCUCAUCCAUGGGCGAGGACUCAGGCACACCACCAGCAAUGCAGCCUCCGUGGUUCUCAGAUCUGGGGGGCAAGGUGGCUGUGGCAAGGAAGGUUUCUCAUGCCAAGAUGAGUCCUGACCUGCUCACCCUCCUGGAACAACGGCUGGAGGCUGAGGGCAUCGAUCUUACAGAGGAGCCCUACUCUGACAAGCAUGGCCGGUGUGGCGUCCCCCAGCCACUGGUGCAGCGUUACUCUGAGGACUUGGAGCAGCCGGUCAAGAACGUGGCCUCCACCAUGGACCAGCUCCGAGUCAAAGAGCUCCGUAAACAACACCGCAUGGCUAUUCCUUCUGGAGGUUUGACAGAGAUGUGCCGGAAGCCUCUGCCCUCAGCUAACAUCAGCACGGUCUCUGAUUGGCUCACAUCCAUCGGCCUUCCCAUGUACGCUGCGUCUCUGGCUGCGGCGGGAAUCGACACGCUGAGUCGCGUGGCCUUGUUAACAGAGAGCGGUGUGUGGGAAGCAGGGGUGCAGGAUGAAAGACACGCUCGCCGGCUGCUCAGUGAAGCACGAUUGGUCGGCUCGCACAGAGAGGUGCAGUCCUAACCAUGUCGGUGGAGUCGUAUAAAAUAACAGGUAUCAACUCACUGGUCAGCACCAUCUUAUUUAAACAUGGUCAGUAGGCGGCCAAAGACAAAUUGGCCACAGGACUCGACGAUCGCACGAGCGACCACAGCACUACAGUACUUCCUGUCUCGCAUGUGUCAAAAGACUUAAAGUGAGCCGCACAGCUCUCUGAUUUUCUCUCUUUAUCCCUCUUUUCUCAAAUGAUUAAAGCAUUGCGGAGUUCCUCCUAACAGCCAAGACAAGAUAUCAGAUGCCUUUUUAAAAAUACAAAUAAUAAAAACAAAAAACUGUAGACUCACUCCGUGGGAUGGCUUCCAUUCUGAAGAUGCCCCCAAAGUCUUAAAAAAAAAAGACUUGGAUCUGCCUUGAAGGAAGAAAGCACACUCUUUUGUAGGAUGGAUGUUUUUUAAAUACAGAAGGACAGUUUACUUCCUGCAUAUUUCAUAAGUGCUUCGGAUUCAUCGUUGGUGGCAAGGCAACAUUAUCUGAGGGUCUGUUUAAGGAAGUAGCUCGGCCAAAGUGAUUUACUCAUCAUUCAGCGUUUCAUUCGCACUAAUAGGUUCACAAAUGACAACAUUUGCUUAAUAUCUGGACUUUUAAUCAACUAAAUACAUACACCAAACUAUGAAUAACGGGGUGGUUAUGAGAUGGAUUAUUUUGUAUCAUGUUUCUGUAUUAUAGCAUAAUGCAUAUCUUCAUUUUAAAAUGAUUUAUAUGUUCAAAUUUGUGUUUGAAUGUUGCAGCCUUGUUUUGGGGCCAGCUCUGUCAUUUCUAAGCUGAAACAGCUGACAUCACACCUUUUUUUAUAUUUCAUAUUAUACUGUAUGUCCUAUUUCACUGCAUAUCUUGGAUGCACAGCCUGCGCCGAUAUGAAUACAAGUCUUACGGAAAGCUCUGUUUCACUCCAGUAAUCACAAUCAGCUUUCACAGCAACAAUACAUUCCCCGUGUAUCCAAGCACAUUUUGAGUUGCCUUACCAUUAUGAAUGAAUAGCUUCAUCAAAUAGAACGUACGUAUAGUAUCGACUAUACAACCAGGCCGAGCUGUGCUAAAGGUGCAAGCCUCUUUAGUUCUGAAUGUGUCUGAGAAAUAAUUGAGAUUUUAUGAACGCAAAACACUCAAGCAGAUCAUUUCAGCCACACGCAUGGAUGUGGACCACAAGACAUGCCUCUGGUGGAUUGUGGUUUCUAUACUUGUGAAACUCGGAUGAAAAAAAACCACAGGCCCGACAGACCCCGUCCUGUGUUUAACAUCCCCGCUCGACACGUUCACAUGUUUUAUGCAGAUGGUUGCGGGACAAGGGAUGGAGGAGAAAAUAGAAAUGUUCCAAAGACACACCUGACAUCUGAGCUGUCAUAUCUGGAAUUUAUUAGACUGUCUACACUUUGGUUGCAGAGGAUUUUUGAUUUAUAGCGGGAUAAAAAGCUGUUAGAGACUUUUAAAACACAUUAUACUGCAGCUAUAAUCACAUUAUACUGCAGCUAUAAUCACAUUAUACUGCAGCUAUAAUCAAUGGCGGUUUGAAAUUCUUAAUUGGACUUUUCUCAAACACACUGAUGAUAUGUAGUUGUAUCAGGUGAAAAGCUGUGUCACUAAAAUGUCUUGUAUAUCAGGGACUGCGUCGGGUCAGCCUGUUACAAAAACGGAAAUAAAAACAACCAACAGUUCAUAACUAUUUAAUUUGCAAACUCUGCAUAAAAUGGAGCUAAAAAACGUUUUUUUUUAUUAUUUUUAUUUCUAACAGCAAAGUUCUAUCUUUCAUAGUCAGAACUGAACUGAAGACUUAUUCCUUGGAGUUCAUAUUUAAAAACUUGACCAAGUGUUAUUGCUAAAAUUAGAGGAUGUUUUUUUGUUUUUUUUUGCAGUGGGCACUUGAUAGGUAGAUGUUUGAUGCCUUUUUCUCUCUUCAAUCAAAAGUGGUGCUCUGAGAAAGCGACGGUGGGGUCAUUAUAAAAAAAAAAAGUCAAAGACUCAAGAAGUGUUUUGUAAAGAAUUAAAAUACUGACACUGUAAAUGCACUUUAGAGGGUAAAUCUAGCUGUUUUGUAGGCGGAAUUGGCUACAUUUUGUUCACAGGUCCAUAAAUGGACAUUUGUUGUCAGGUAUUUCAAAGGGUUUCAGUGGGAUAUGCUGGUAUUUUAUUUUAGUAUUGAGUUCCCAAUGCCAAGUUUGAUAACCAUCCACAGGUUAACCUGUUCCAGUUACUCACUUCCAGUUUGUUUUUGCAGUCUUAUAAAAAAUAAAUUCUUAAUUACAUAUAUGAAAUGCUUAGCAGAAGUUGCACAUUCUGUAUAUGUAAUUGAUAUUUAAAUAACUUAUUUUUGCUUUUUUUUUUCAUAUCAACUGUAAUUAGCUGUACUAUAUGAAUAGCAAUACCUUCCUGCAUAAUGCAUAUUGCUUUAGCCAGUGAGGAACUACAGUAUGUAUUGUAAAAUAUGUGUACAAAUUAUUUUAUUUGGUUUUCAUCUACCUAAUGAUUGUCCAUACAGAUUUGCUUGUGUAUUGAAACAACAAAAGUAAUGUCCAUAACUAUUUGUCAUUCUGAAAUAUAAUAAAAACUGUUUCUUGCCAUA
This is a messenger RNA of Cottoperca gobio, 8252 nucleotides long. RefSeq names its product SAM and SH3 domain containing 1a (gene sash1a). Gene Ontology annotation, molecular function: protein binding. The transcript is spliced from 20 exons. The record is from RefSeq and is a predicted model, not a curated record. Bases 1025 to 5659 code for a protein of 1544 amino acids. NCBI's taxonomy places the organism in Eukaryota, Metazoa, Chordata, Actinopteri, Perciformes, Bovichtidae.